Molecule: messenger RNA, 2068 nt
Organism: Chironomus riparius
Lineage: Eukaryota; Metazoa; Arthropoda; Insecta; Diptera; Chironomidae
Source: the annotation of a GenBank genome assembly
GCAUAAGAUAUUAUGACUAACGUGCGUUGAUUCAAUGAAAGUAAUUAAUUCAUAGUUGAAUUUUCAACGGAAAUCAAAAAUUCAAAUGAAAAAGAGACGCAAAAUAUUGAUGCAAAACUUAAAUUUCAAAAAUACGUUAAAAUUAAAUAAGCUAUAUAUAUGCAUGCAGUUACAUUAUUUGCACAGCCCACCCGACUGAAUGUCAUAUGAAGGACUUUUCGCGAGAGAGAAAGCUGGUUGAUUGGUUGAAAAUAUUCUCACAAAAAAUAAUUUUUUCAUUCAUCUUCAAAACUCGCGUUGAGUAAGUUGAAUAAGCCGAUUUCUUCAAAUUAUUAAAUAAAAACUCAAAAAUGCCUAUCAAGAGUAUUAAAGCUCGUCAAAUCUUCGAUUCACGCGGUAACCCAACCGUUGAAGUUGACUUGACAACUGAAUUGGGAUUAUUCCGUGCUGCAGUUCCAUCAGGUGCCUCAACUGGUAUCCAUGAAGCUCUUGAAUUGCGUGACAAGGAAGCAGCUAACUGGAUGGGAAAGGGUGUUUUGAAAGCCGUUGGACAUGUCAAUGACUCACUCGCUCCAGCAGUCAUUAAAUCAGGCUUAGAAGUCACUCAACAACGCGAGAUUGAUGAAUUGAUGAUUAAACUUGACGGAACACCAAAUAAGAAUAAGUUCGGUGCUAAUGCUAUUUUGGGUGUUUCAUUAGCCGUCUGCAAAGCUGGUGCUGCAAAGAAGGCUGUUCCACUUUACCAACACAUUGCUGAUUUGGCUGGAAAUAAGGAUAUAUGGCUUCCAGUCCCAGCCUUCAAUGUUAUUAACGGUGGUGAGCAUGCUGGUAACAUGUUGGCUAUGCAAGAAUUCAUGUUGUUGCCACUCGGCGCAAAGUCAUUCACAGAAGCCAUGAAAAUGGGUGCUGAAACUUACCACAAUUUGGCCAAGGUCAUUCAAGCCAAGUUUGGCAAGGACGCAACAGCUGUUGGUGAUGAGGGUGGUUUUGCACCAAACAUUUUGGAUAACCGUGCUGGUUUACAAUUGAUUGUUGAGGCUAUUGAAAAGGCUGGAUAUACUGGAAAGAUUAAGAUUGGUAUGGAUGUUGCUGCUUCAGAAUUCAAGGAUGAUGAUGGUUCAUAUGACUUGUUCAAGAAAGACAAGGUUAAGGAUAAGUCCCGUAACUUGUCAUCAGACAAAUUGGGUGAUCUCUACAUGGAAUUCAUUAAGGAAUUCCCAAUUGUCAGCAUUGAAGAUCCCUUCGAUCAAGAUGACUGGGAAGCAUGGACUAAACUUAAUGCUCGUGCUGGAAUCCAAAUUGUUGGUGAUGACUUGACAGUCACAAAUCCAACACGUAUUCAAACGGCUGUUGAAAAGAAUGCUUGCAACUGCUUGUUGCUUAAGGUCAAUCAAAUCGGUUCCGUUACUGAGUCAAUUGAUGCUCAUUUAUUGGCAAAGAAGAAUGGCUGGGGAACUAUGGUCUCACAUCGUUCAGGUGAAACUGAGGAUUCAUUCAUUGCUGAUUUAGUCGUUGGUCUCUCAACUGGACAAAUUAAGACAGGUGCUCCAUGCCGUUCCGAAAGAUUAUGCAAAUACAACCAAAUCUUACGUAUUGAGGAGGAACUUGGAGCCAAUGCCAAGUUCUCUGGUGAAAAAUUCAGAAAUCCACAUGCAUAAGUGCUGAUCACAUUUGAAUUUAAUUAUCUAUAAAAUUUAAUGCAACAAAAAAAUACAUAAAAUAAAAUUAAUAAUUUUAAAAAAACAUCCCAUAAUGUCUGAAAGAUGUCCAAUGCACAACAAGUUGCAUUCUGCAUUUUCUUUUGAAUUUUUCCCAUCUCUCCUGCUUAAGCCCAAACUCACUCUCAUGGCUUAACACAAAUAAUGGACAUAAAAAGAAUACAAUUUUUUGAGAAUAUCAUUAAAAUUACUACAAAACAAAAAGUUAUUCAAGAUGUUAAUCUCUAAUUAAGGAUAUUUAAAAUAUCUGUCAUUUAAUGAAAGAAAAAAAUUAUAAGAUUCCUUAAUUUAAAGACACAAAAAUGUUGUAGCUUCAUACAGAUACAGUAACUUAUUUGUCGUGAGAAGUU